UUAGGGUUACAACAAAACUAACAAAAAACAACGGCAGCAGACUGACGAACAAGUGAACAACAGUCAACAGCGCCUCCACCCUCAGCGACCAUCUCCGCUCGUUCCGGCCGUCCUCCUCCGCCUACAGCCGUUCUCCUCCACUCCAGCCGAUAGCCGUCCUCCUCCGACCGUUCUUCACAGAUGUUUAUUAUCGUAGCUUCCGUUCUUUGGGUAUUUUUGGGUUGUUAACUGCCCGCCAAUAAGAAGACCGGUUCCGAAGUCAAAACUCCUUAAACCCUAAUCUCACUUCCCACCGGCCGCUGCUCUUACUUUCCUCCUGAAUCAACCAUGGGUCGCAGCAGCAGUCAAGCUCUUCUCGACCUCGAAACAACCACUCACACUUCUUCCUCCAAAGAAUCAGCGCUUUUGCUUUGCAAACCAGAUGCCGACGCUGACCUCUUGUUGAAGAAGAUCGAAGCUGCAAAAAGUAAAGCUAAUGCAGUUCCCGUUACUAAACCUGCAAUUACCGCUCCUCCUCCUAGCCUAGUUAUGGGCAAAUUGAAGGACUUUUUAGGAGCCAUGGCAGAAUCAAAUAAGAAGUUGCAGCAAGAGGCAAUGAACUCCAAGAAUCUUGAUAUUGAGGCACUCACAGGGGAUGAAUCAGAAUAUAUUGAAAUGGAUUUAAUGCUCGGUGUUGCUGAUCUAAACACCCCUGAGGCUGCUGCUGCUGCUGAAUCCGCCAUUGUAGGUUCUCAACCUAUCAUAUCUCUUGAUGCCAGUAGUAGUGAAUCUGAAUCAGAAGAUAGCUCUGACGAUGACAGCUGCAGUGAUGAAACUGACAAGGCGUCCGGCCCUUCAAUGAAGUCAAACGGUCAAACCCUAGGUGAUAAAUCGACAAACGCUGUGUCUGAAAAUGGUCAAAAAAGAAAACGAUCGAAGAUUGUUGAGCUCCCAUAGUAAAAAUACAUUGACUGCAAGAAAGUGAUGAUUUCUUGUAGCAUUUGCAAGAGAUGCUUUGGAUUUGAAAAGUUUGAUAUUUUCUAUUUUUAAUGUAUAUGGUUUGCAAGAUGAAAUGAAGAUGUGGUUGUGUGCUUGGAUUA
This is a messenger RNA of Helianthus annuus (common sunflower), 1079 nucleotides long. RefSeq lists its product as uncharacterized. Lineage: Eukaryota; Viridiplantae; Streptophyta; Magnoliopsida; Asterales; Asteraceae. Gene Ontology annotation, biological process: box C/D snoRNP assembly. Bases 328 to 936 code for a protein of 202 amino acids. Gene Ontology annotation, molecular function: box C/D methylation guide snoRNP complex binding. The record is from RefSeq and is a predicted model, not a curated record. The transcript is spliced from 6 exons.